UUUCCCUCUUCUCGCAGCCGGAGUUUCUGUCUAUCGGUGUUGUUGUUGAUGCGAUGAUGGCGGCAGCGGGAUGCGGAUCAGCAACCGCGGCUGCCGUUGUGGGCGCAGGCGGUAUGGGCGCGGCGCGGGGUCGCUUCCCCGGUCGGCCUUGGUCGUCGCGAAGCCGUUUGCGUUCGGAGAAGCGAUGGCAGCUCGGACGCUCUGGCACAGAUCUAGACGAGAUCUCCUUCAACGGAGGCCCGAGGCCCACCUGCCUGGUGCUCGCGCUGAACGAGGACCAGUCUCACUUGCGCCUUCUCGGGCUUGAGGCGAGCUACAAGAGCCUGGGAGAGGCUGGGUACAGCUCGAGUGGGAGCGAAGAGGGAGCUGAAUUCAAAGGCUUUGAUAUUCAAAACGAAAACAGCAGCGCCCCGGUUCGGGCUGGACGAAAUCCAAACAAACGUGAUCGUGCUUCUGCAAAGUCGUCAAGGAGGAUACGUCAAAGGCUGACUCUUUCAGUCUCUCCUUUAGUGGAAAAAACAGGUUCAGAAGAUCCUCAAAAUGAUUUAUGUUCUGUUCAGCAACUACACAGUCAAGAGUCUCUAAAGGACACAUCAGUAGAUGAUGAUGGUGGUGGUGGUGGUGGAGGACCAGAGAAGCCCACCAGGAGAAAAAGGGGGUCAAGAAAACGGGAGACCCAAUCAACUCCAAGGAUCACAAUCAAGUUGGUGGCAAAAAAGACAGUGGUUAAAGUCCAACGUAGAACUGGUAAAAAACAGAAGGAAAUCCAAUCUGAAGUUACAGAAAGUCAGUGUGCCCAAAUCUCAAAUACUCAUGUGAAAUUAAAGACGAACGUACCAGCCAGUGAAAUCAAUGCUGGUGAGGCAAAGGAUGAGGUUUGUACCAGAAGGCGAGGUAGAUCUGCUGACAAGAAAGUAGAGUCCACUCCACAAACGGAUACUAAAAAAGAGACCAAUGACCAAAAACUCAAGCUGAGGAAAUCAACUCGAAGGUCUCAAAAUCCACCUCUCAAUGAAAGUGUGGAGCCAAAACCCGACGAUAAGUCAGAACAAGAGGCGUCAGAGGUAAAUAAGCUUGUAAUUAGGAGACAACGCAGAAGGUCCUCAAAUGUUCCACGGGAAUCUGGAAACCAGAGUUUAGCAGAGUCGAUUUUGGAGGUCUCAACAAUUGAUGAAUCCAGGUCACCUUCAAAGAAGAAGAAAAAGAAAAAGAAGAAGAAAAAUCGUAAAGAAUCUGAAAGGAAUCAGGAGCCCCAUGCACCAACAGCAAAAGAUCUCUGCCACUCAGCUGAUGAUCCUCAAAAACUCUCUUUUGACAAUGAUUUUGUCGGAAUUCCAGGUUUGAAACUGACCAGAAUACGAAACCCCAAAGCCCGUUCUCGCAAGAGACGCUGCAAGUUUGUGUGGACUCUCACACUAGUGAAAAGCAAAAGCAAAGAUUCACACAUCCAAGAGGAUCCAAGCAAAAUCCAAGAAAGCAAAAGCAAAAAUUCCCAAGUCCAAGAUGAUCUCAACGAAUUGCAAGAAAUCAAACCCCAAGACUCUCAAGUCCAAGACAGUCCAAGCAAAGCAGAUGAAAGCCCUACCGCAGACGCUGAACUUGUGACCUCUAAAUGUGAUGAUGAAGUAGAUGUUUCUACAGAAGCAGAAUCCACAUCUGCUCCUUCCAAUACCUUGGAAGCUAGCUCUUCACAGGAGUCGCAAAUCAUAGAGAACAUUGCCAGUGAUCUAUUUCCUGAAAGCCCAGAGAACCCAGUGGACAUUGAGAAGGUUGAGGAGACCCUAGAAAAGGAAAACAAGGAGGCUCUUGAAAAGUCAGAAAUUGCAACUGAAGCACAUCCAGAUGAGGCCACUCAGACGGACCCUGAAGAUCUGAUAAGUAAAGAUACCGUUCCACCACUUCAAAUCAAAGUUGUCUCCUCUCCAGGUAAAAACAACAGUUUAAAGCAAUCCUUUUUAAUUCAGCAAGUUAAAACUUCACCUGAAAUAAAAGAACCUGCGAAAGUUGAAGACCAUCAGCAUUCAGAAAAGACAGAGAACGUGUUGGAAAUUACUGCUACCACUCCUACCCCCAAAGUACGGAACAAGCUAUGUCAAAACACUGCUCGGAAGAAACGUACAAAACGUAAUCACUGGACAAUUUACAGACGAAAGUGCAGGCGGAAGGGCAAAUCGAAUGAAUCUCAAGAAAAACCUGCUUCUGAAGUUGCAACUGAAACUGAAUCUCAGGUGGAGGAAUCGCCAGUAUCGCCAACAUCUGUACCAGCACCUGUACCAGCACCUGUAGAAUCCAAACCAAAAAGGCAAUUAAGUAAAGGUGCGCGGAAAAAAGGUAAAAGGUCAAUUCCACCAGCUACAGAACCAUUACCUGAAGCAGCCGAAUCUCAGGUCGUCGAACAAACUGUUAAAUCACCUCCAGCCAGUCCUUAUCUUGGGACAGAACCCCUGCCAGAGAUAAAACUUGAGACGGCAUCAAUUGAAACUGAAGAGGUUCUAGUUUUAGAGCCUUCUGUGGGAGAUCACCCACAGGUACCUCGUCCCCCACACAGGCAAAUAAAACGGGUCAAGCGUAGAAGAAAGUCUUUGAUUGGACGGCGAAUAAGAAAUCCGAAAUUGCAAAAGAGGAAAAUGGUUGAGGUUGGGGACGAUUGCCCAACGAUGAUGGGGUCUGAAGUUGGAGAGUCUAAACUAGUUGGUAUAUUCUCAACAAAGUACAAGAGGAAACAGAUUUCGAGUCUUCAGUCAUUAGAGGGUAAACGGAAAAAAGCUAAGCUCUUAUCCAAGCAGUUGGAGAACGCCAGCGGUGAUCAACUUUCCGAUCAGGCCGAAACGGAUUCUGUGAAUGUGAAAACAGACCAAGAUCAAGACAUCCAACGCAGCAAAACGAAGUUUGUGAAAACCAUCAGACAUUUCAUAAUGCCAGUUGUUAGUGCCCGAUCCUCUCGGGUUAUCAAAACGCCAAAGAGGUUCAUGGAUGAUCUUGGUAUGUCCGAUCUUCCCCGCAAGAACUCGCAAAAGAAGCUUGGUCUACAAUCGAAAUCAAAGAAACCUGAAUCCAACGAAUGCGGUGAACUUGGAUCUCUUCAGUCUCAGGACGAAGAUGAAUUGAGUGAAACUGAUCUUGAUUUGUCUUCAGUUUGGGACUCAAAACCUAAAUCACCUGAUGACGCUGAGAUCUUCAGUGAGGAGAAGCAGCCUGGGAAAAGGCGAUCGCUACUCAGAGAUCCGGGUUUCAAAUGGGGAGUGCUGGAGCCUGCCAAUGACGAUGUGUAUACCUUUGAUGAAGAUCUUGACAAGGAGUUGGAGACCUUGCUAUCUGCCAAAGAUUUUACAGUGGACUCGUUGCUUGAUCCUCUCCAAAAGAAGAAAAAAUCCUCAAAAUUCAAAGCGCAAACAUCAAAAUUUAGGUUAUACAAAAAGCUUAAACUCAAACAGAGUCUCUCAAGGUGUAAAAAGACCCCAAAGGACAAAAUAGGCAAAGUUGUAUCAUCCCCUGCCAAGACACAGAGGAAGGAGUUGGAUGAAGGGGCAAGUCUAAUAAAGUCUCUCAGAGACAUGAAGAAAGAAAAAGCAAAACUCAAGAUUGAGGAUCUCAACACCCCUGGGGUUGUUCGCAAAGUCUCCAUCUGUGUCCGAGCUCUGAGUGCCAAGUUGCUGGCGCAACACCAGGCAAAAGACAUCCAAGAGGAUGACCUGCCAGAUGAGUUUUCCAUUCAUACAGACAUCUCUCUUCCCAAUAAAUGCAAAGACUUUGAUAAGAUACACCUCACAGAAUCAGAACGACUGGUUUCUGAGGAAACUCAGAAACAUGUCGUUGACAUUGAGGAGAAAGCUACCACCCAGCGCCCUCGCCUGACAGGAGCCAACAAGCGCAUGUUUAACCUCCUUAAGAAAGCCAAGGUUCAACUCAUCAAAAUAGAUCAGCAGAAACAGCUGAAAUCAUCUGGGCUUUUGCCAGAGGGUAGAAUUACAGCAACAAAGAGACAGAGACGAAAACCGAAAGAACGGCUUAAAAAUGCCUGCCCCAACAAGACUGAUGCUUCUCCAGAGCAGGAACCUGCCAGAGGGGGGCCUCGCAUUAAGCACGUAUGCAGAGCUGCAGCUGUGGUUUUGGGUCAGCCUCGUGCCAUGAUCCCCGAUGACAUCCCGCGGCUUAGUGCGCUACCCCUGCACGAGAGAUCGGACAUAUCCCCUUCACCUGCAGAAAAAGGAGUCGAGUCUCAUUCUGACCCGGAAAGCCCUGUAUUGCAAGAACACAGGACGCCAAAGUUUCGUCGCGGUCGAGGUCAUUUCUUUGGGAACCGGUCCCGACGGUGUGGGGAGUGUAAAGGUUGCCUGCAUGAGGAGGACUGUGGCAGGUGCAUCAACUGCUUGGACAAACCCAAGUUUGGUGGCCCCAACACAAAACGGCAGUGCUGUGUAUACAAGAGAUGUGAUCAGGUUGAAGAAAGGAAGGCCAUGAGGCUAAGUGGCAAGCUCCAAAAAGGGCAUGGGAAGAAGCGCCGCUCCAUGAUAAAUGUGUGUUACUCAAGUAAUGAAGAAGGUGAGGGCGGCGAUGGGACCGGGCGGAUGGGCGACAGUCCAUCUGUGCGGAAACAGCCGCGGCGACACGUAAAACCACGUUCGUACUGCGACCUCCUGGAUUAUGACUCCGACUUCGACUGGAUAGGAGCUUCAAAUUCCACUUCCCCAGGCCGCAGGAGAACCCCUGGUCUUCGAAACCCAGAUUUUGUGUCAUUUGACGACUUCAUUGGCGAUGCUUUUGACGAGGGAGUGCGCCAUCGCAGGCCUGGCUUCCACAGGGUUCCACCUAUCAAACGGAAAGUUGAGAAGAGCCCUCAGGAGCAGACGCCACCCAGCGUCCUUGCAGCCCUCGCCAAUGGUUUCGCAGAGAGAGAACAGGAGCCUGCAGAACCCACCCAUAAGAUUUGUGUUGAUUUUAAGGAGGACUGUAGCGUACAGAGUGUGUGGGCGACUGGAGGUCUCAGCAUCCUCACGUCUGUACCCCUCGUGCCCCAGUACGCCUGCCUGCUGUGUGCCAGUAAAGGCCAACAUGAGAUGCUGUACUGUCAAGUCUGCUGUGAGCCUUUCCAUCGCUUCUGCUUGGACCCUUCGGAGCGUCCACUGGAGGAAAACAAGGAGAACUGGUGCUGUCGUCGCUGCAAGUUCUGCCGCGUUUGUGGCUGCAAGAAUAAAGCAUCCAAGCCUCUGCUGGAGUGUGAAAGGUGUCAGAAUUGUUAUCAUCCUGCCUGUCUGGGUCCCAACUACCCCAAACCCAACAAACGUAAGAAGCCUUGGGUGUGUAUGACAUGCAUCCGGUGCAAGAGUUGUGGUGUGACUCCAGGAAAGAGCUGGGACACUGAGUGGAAUCACGACAAGGGUCUUUGUCCUGACUGCACUAGGCUGUUUGAUCAAGGUAACUACUGUACCAUGUGCUUCAAAUGUUAUGAAGAUAAUGACUACGAUAGCCAAAUGAUGCAGUGCUCCACUUGCAACCACUGGGUCCAUGCUAAAUGUGAAGGUCUGACAGAUGACUUGUAUGAGAUCUUGUCGAGUCUACCCGAGAGUGUGGUGUAUUCCUGUCAGCCGUGCCUACAAGAGCAGCCCAAUGGAGAGGAUGUUAAUGGAGCGGGGUGGAGAGAACUGCUCAACCAGGAGCUGAGGACUGGCUUAGAGAGGGUGCUGGAAUGCCUGCUGACCUCCAGCCUCACCAAGCACCUGGUCACCUGCAAGAAGUGUGCUGGACUGGGUUCUCUGGACACUGGAGUUGAAGAUUUUCCUGUUUGCGAUCUCCAUGCAAUUGGAAAGAAGUUUGAUAUGGGCUUAUACACGUCCUUGAAAUCCUUCCACGAGGAUGUGGUGAAGGUUAUUCACAGUCACUUGGAGGAAGAGGAAGUUUUACCCGAGGACCAAAGACCUACUGCCCUCGCCCGCUCAUACUAUCUCACGAUCUUAGAGGAUGUUUAUGGUUGGUUCAACAGUCUGGACCCUAAAGUAUGGGAUCCACGCUCUAAACAUUUGCCAGCUGGGAUGCUUUCACACGCCGUAAUGCCACCAAAUUAUGAACAUGUUUAUGCUCAAUGGCGUGAGAGAGAUAGCUGCAGCAAGGCUUUGGACGGCACCUCAAAAACAAUGGGAAGACACGUGGAUGUUAAAAUGGGAGAAGAGGAGGAUCUGUCCUUACUUUUGGACCAUAAACCCAAAGGUCAUUUUAUGGACAUAAGGGCAUUACAAAUGAAUAUGAAAGGGAAAAAGGGGCGGCCAACUAAAACCGAGCUGGACACAGGCUGGUCGAAAGACGACGAGAGACAGUGUGUUCUGUGCCAAAAAUAUGGUGAUGCAAAGUCCAGCGAUGCAGGGAGGUUGCUCUAUCUUGGGCAAAAUGAAUGGGCUCAUGUGAACUGUACCAUGUGGUCUGCAGAGGUGCUUGAGGAGGAUAAUGGCUCACUUCUGCAUGUCCACAGUGCUGUAGCACGAGGUCGCCUAAUGCGCUGUGAACGGUGUAACCGUACUGGAGCAACGGUCGGUUGCUGUCUCUCUUCGUGCCAGAGCAACUACCACUUCAUGUGUGCCCGCUUUCGCAACUGUGUCUUCCAGGACGAUAAAAGAGUCUUUUGUCACAAGCACCGGGACCUUAUAAGUGGAAAAGUCAUCACUGGUCAAGGGUUCGAAGUACUUCGGAGAGUUUAUGUGGAUUUUGAAGGGAUAAGUCUUCGCAGGAAGUUUUUGACUGGGUUGGAGCCGGAAUCUAUUAAUUUAAUGAUAGGUUCUUUGCUUGUAGAAAAGCUUGGAAAGCUGAGUGAAUUAUCUGUCUGUCAUGGGAAACUAUUUCCUGUGGGUUAUGAAUGCUCUCGCUGGUAUUGGAGUACUGUAAACCCCCUUCGUCGCUGCAAAUACACAUUUCGUGUUACAGAGGUCCGGCCACCUGUUCAGGAAAAACCUGUAGAAGAGUCGCCCGAUCAGGGAGAAAAUUGCACAAUUGCCCACAGUCCAUGCCUGCAGUUAGAAUCUGAAGCCCUCGAAGUGGAUUUGUCCUCAACAAAUCCUUCCAGUGAAACAAAUUCCACUUCGGGAUCUGUCUUUGCCAAACCAGACCUGGGUGCCCGCCCCAAAAUCCCUUCAUACCCCCAAAACAGAAGACCUGCUGGAGGACUCUCCAGACCACUGCCUUCUCCUGGAGCUGCCCCAUCCAAACCUCACCACAUCCUGACUAUCAGUGAUUUGGAUGACACUCGAAGGCCACGACGGCAUAGCCCACACACCCAGAAUAGCGGUACCCGCAGUCACAUGAGCUCUCCUACUCUUGGAUCCCAUGCAGGCCCAAUUGCAUCUAGAGCAGGUGGUUCCCUCCACCUUAAAGCCUCCCGGCCUACCUCCCCAGUUUUCCCCCUUGGUGCUACUGAAAACCUGCUGACCUCUUCCUCAGCUCGGCCUGUCGGUCGAAGUGCUUCCUCAGUCCGGGGUUCUGGAAUAAUGACGCCCCAUUCUACCUCAGGACUAUUUUCACAGUCCACAAGGCAAGUUGGCAUUGGCAGCACCCCUUCCACCAACCGAUCCCUUACAUCUCCCACUCUUUUCUCCACAAGACCACGGCCUUUUGAUUUUAAUCAGAUAGACUCUGUAGAACUUCCACACAAUUUUAUAGCAUCACCACAGGAGCAUCCAGCAGAAAAUGGUGCCUUGCCAUUAGGUGACCCUUUGGGUACACAAAAAAGUAAUCAUCUUGACAGUGAGAGAGAUUUCCCUUACACAUCCUUCCACUUAGAGGCAGACCUGACUGAGGCACCUGAGUUGAGGACCGAGCUUGAAAUUGAAGAAACAGUGCUAAAUGAAGGUGUAGCUAUGAACUGCAGUGCACAAAUUGUAGUUGAAGGUGAAGACAACCAGGAGGACUUCUGGGAGCCAAAUGAAGAGAAGUCCAAAAUGUCUACGCAGAGAUUGUCUUGUACUGUUGAUGCUUGUAGAGAAGACUGGGGUAAUAGUUCCUCUGAUGAGGACAUGGAGAACUACUACAACUUCACUCGCACAGUGGUUACUUGCAAGGCUCAAAGGGAUGCCUCUCAGACACCUACAUCUCCAUCUUUGAGGCAUAUUUCCCAACUUGAUGGUGUGGAUGAUGGGACAGAGAGUGAUACAAGUGUGGCUAACAAUGACAACCAGGGUGUGAAGUUGUCAAAUCAAGCCCAAAAGCCACUCAAAUCAUUCAAUUCUGUAUCUCAUGAGCAGACAGCUAGCAAUGGGCUGUGUUUGAAUUUUCCAAGCCCUGUAUCUGAUAUUUCAUCGAUUAGUUGUCGAUUAGAACCAGUGUCCAACUCCGAGGUUGCUGCUGAUCAAAAUUCCUUUGGUCUAACUCAAACAUUGCAAUCCAACCUUGGGGUGGUUAUACACGCACAAGACCCUAUGACUAAUUUUGUUGAAGCAAAGUCUAUAAACCCCUCAUUUUCUACAUAUGGUAAUGAUUUCCAAUCCCCUCAUUUAAUUGUUGAGCCAGAGAUGCCUUUAAUUCUUGAGAGAUGUGAUCCUCUUUCACCCAAUGCGCAUUUCACAGAGCUGGUCCCAGUGCAGGAUUCUCUAGGUGACCCACACGAAUCUAAAGAGUUGUACUUGGAUCCUAGUAGUGGCCACUUUGUAUCCUCUAUGGAUGACUCUACAGUUUAUCCAAACAACCACUUGCAAGAAGUUUCUCCUGACUUGGGCCAAGUUAACGGAAUUCAAACUCCACUGCAACCAAAUCCUGUUCCUUUCACAGAGUUGGCCAAAUCUGCAUCCACUGUUGAACCUUUAUCCUCAGAUUCCUCUCUGCAAGUUCCUUUUGCAACAUUCCCAAAUCAGGCACCUACUGCAAAUGUUUCCUUGUACCCUGUCCAAACUCCUGAGGGUAAGACUGUCUUGCCGCCAAUGGAGAGUUUCAGAACCAAAUUACACUCACCUGCUGAACCAAGGAAUCCUGCCCCUUCAGUUCCUGGAGGGGCAAUGCCAUGUGUCCCCACAAUUGUACCACAGAAACCAGAGUCAAUGCUGUCUGUGCCGUCAGCCACUGGUGUACCCCUCGGGACUUAUGGGCCAGUUUCUGGUACUGUAUCUGUCCCAUUGCAUCCCACUUACCCGCAGCCUGUCGGCUCUACAGCAGUUGGUGUAGUCUCCUCAUCCCCUUCUGUAACUUCCCAACCAUCAGCUCAGUGCCAAGCAAUGCCUACUGCCAUUCAGACAGCCUCUGCUCCAGGUGUCAUCAAUGGGUACAACACCACGCCUAUGCAAAGAGAAACCGCUCCAGGACGAACUAUUUCCAUCAAUUUUUCAACCCCCAGAUCAACAAUUGAACCCCAACAACAGUUGGUUACUCAAGCAUUACCAGGUCAUGCUAUUCUUACUGUAAAGGAAGUUGGUGGACCUAAUGUGGAUCCCACACCACAUGUUUUACUCGUUAACCGUCUUGGUCAAAUUUUUGUCAAAAACCCAGAAAGCAACACCUUCCAGCUGCCAACUCCCCAAUCCCCUUCAUUCAACUGCGUUACCCAAAUCGCCAGCCUCUUGCAAAGCAAUGCCUUGUCGGCAACACUUGCAGCAGCUGGGAACUUUCCCACAGUUGCAGGUGCCACCAUUCCAACCCAAAUCCACCAAAUUGUGACCCCAUUGGUGCAGACCUCCAAUACCAUUUCCCAGCUACUUACCACCAGUAGUAACGGAGCAGCUUCACUACCAGCAGAUGUCAAGAAACCACGUAGGAAUGCCAAAGCUUCUGGAGAUGGAGUGAAAAAACCACGGAGUAAGAAGGAGUCUUCCACACCUAGAAGAACAAAGUCUGCUAGCACACCUGGUCCCUCUAGCAAACAAUCUAUGAGUCAAUUAACAACCUCCUUAGAUGCAUCUAAUCAAGCAGAGAGUGCUCAAGCUAUCAUCAACCAAGCCAUGGCUGGCUAUUAUGAUCCCAACAAAACCGUUUCCCAUGUUCUAACUCCCUCAUCACCUCGUAACACUACCGUUGUUGGGCGAACCCAGAAAACAAGUUCAGUUGUUUUACCUGAAGGUAUCCUUGUUGAACCAGAGUCAAAGACUUCCCCACCAGCUACACCAGAAGCAGCAUCUCGACCAAAGCAGGUUCGAAUGAAAAGGGUGUCUUCUCUAUCUGACCGUAUUGCCACCAAGAAAUCAAAAUCAGACUUUCUGGACCUGGGCUGCACUGAAUUGGAAGAACCAUGCAAGUCAAACUCUGUAUCAGCCAGCAGGUAUGGAGUUCGCAUUAAAACCCCAACCGUCAAGGGAAUUCUAGACUUGGACAGGCUGAAUGAAGAGCGAAGUAGUGACUCUGAGAGUGCAAGGUCUGGACCUUGGGAUCGCCUUUCAUUGCCUCGAGGUGGAGACAGCAACAAGCCAACAACUUGGGAUCCUGUUAACCGUAGUGCAUCUGACUGGAACAAAUACUCAGGGAUGCUGUCCUGUUCAGACGAUGAGAUGCCUCCCUCAGACGGUGAAGAGCAUAUUCCUCCCAGCCGAGACCAUCCCCACCUACGCUUUGAGAUCGCUAGUGAUGAUGGCUUUAGUGUAGAAGCAGACAGCAUUGAGGUGGCUUGGACUGCUGUUAUCGAGGGGGUCCAGGAAGCCCGUGCUGUUGCUGGACUGAGGCAACUCACUUUUACGGGGUUGAGCGGUGCUCGUAUGAUGGGAAUGCUUCAAGAUGCGGUAGUCUACCUGGUGGAACAGCUCCAGGGGGCCAAAUGCUGCCAUCGCCACACUUUCCGCUUCCACAAGCAGGCCAGUCAGGAGGAAGAUCUGCCCGUUAACCCAAGUGGCUGUGCCCGCUCUGAAGUCUACUUAAGGAAGUCUACCUUUGACAUGUUUAACUUCCUGGCGUCACAGCACAGACAGCUUCCUGACACCGACUUGUAUGAUGAGGAAGAAGAUGAGGUUCUUCUCAAAUCCACCAGACGUGCAACAAGUUUGGAACUUCCCAUGGCAAUGCGCUUUAGACAUCUGGAGAGGACAUCCAAGGAAGCGGUUGGUGUCUAUAGGUCUGCGAUUCACGGAAGAGGCCUUUUCUGCAAGCGAAACAUCGAGGCAGGGGAGAUGGUCAUUGAGUAUUCAGGCAUUGUAAUUCGUUCUGUUCUCACGGACAAGCGUGAGAAAUAUUACGAUAGCAAGGGCAUUGGAUGCUAUAUGUUCCGCAUUGACGACUUUGACGUUGUAGACGCCACGAUGCACGGUAAUGCGGCUCGGUUCAUCAACCACUCCUGUGAACCAAACUGCUUCUCUCGAGUCAUCAACGUGGAGGGUCAGAAGCACAUAGUCAUUUUCGCCUUGCGCAAGAUCUAUCGCGGAGAAGAGCUGACCUACGACUACAAGUUCCCCAUCGAAGAUGCCAGCAACAAGCUCGGCUGUAACUGUGGAGCCAAGCGCUGUCGACGCUUCUUAAACUGAGGCAAGAUGAUGGAAAAGUUGACAAUGACAAUGGAGCUAGACGGGUAAAAACACUGGUCCGAGGCUUGACGGGUAAAGGGGGUCCAAGCAGAGGGUUUCAAAGCUUAACAGCCACCUCUUCAAUUUGAAAGUCCUUCAUUUAAAAGGACCACUAUCUUUUAAACCGCUGUUGUGGAGCCAUUCAUGUCCUUGAAUCGUGAUUCCUGCCGACCCUUAGACAUUCAGUCCAGUAGAGCCGAUGACGCAUGAUUGCUGAUGUGUGGAAACGAUCAUGGCCUUUUAAGAACAUUUUCCAUUGAGCUGCAUCCUUUGUGGUUCACUAACUGUUUUAAUCUGAAUAUCACUGUUUUGAAAAAGAGUCUCGGUCUCAGUCAUAGCAAUUUGUUUUAUGAAUCAGUUCACAAGCAGCAAAGUAAAACAAAAAAGCGGCACAAAGAUUGAACUUUAGCCAGAGUCGUUGUAUAUUUUGCAGCUUUUAAAUGAUUCCGAUAGGCUUUUUUAUGCUUUUUAAAAGCUGAGUGGAAAUGGCCGCUGCCAAGAUGUCAGGACGUUCUGUUCACAUAACCGACCUUUAAAUCUCAACCCUCUUCCCUUUUUUGUUUUUUUUUCUUCCUCGAGCCGACCUUAAAAGUGCUGAAUUCAGUGAAGUUUUCAGUGCGGACCACGUAGUGUGUGAAAGCUUAGCGGCAGCGAAGAUUCUCUGUAAAAACAUGCCUAUUACUAAUCAAAUGAUGUGAACGUAUUCUUUCAGAUCUGUAUCUAACGAUUUUAUUUUAGAUCACGCUUUUGUGUUUAACACUGCUCAGGACAACAUUGUAAAACCCCAUGGAUCCACUCACGGUGUUCGUGGCAGUCGGUAUCGGACACGUUCUGUUGAAGCAUUUAGUGGUCUUUUCAUCCGUGGCAGAUUUCUCUCUUGAAAACCCCUAUAAGGCUUUUAUUUUAAUCCUUUCGUUUCAAUAAUUUAUUUUUAUAGUCAUGUCUAAACACUUUCUGUUCACCAAACUGUUUUUUGGUCUAAAACUGUAUAAGUGGUUUUUAAACUUGAUGACCUUCAUGGUGCUAAAUCAAACAGUCCAAAAGGGGAAGCGACUUACUUCCUCUGUUUCAUCUCUUGUUAGAAAGCAGAUGCAAGAUGUAAUGCUGCAAGCUAUACUAAAGUAGAGAAGCAAAACCAGUCAUGCUUUCUAACAAUGUCCCCAUAUAUGUCUAUGGUGUGUUCAGACCCCAUUCCGAAUACUCGAAGAGCAACGUUUUAGCAUGUUUGUGCUUUUUAUACCUCUUGAGAGCCUUGUGUCGAAACAAAAUCAUGCCUGGAGAGCGUAGACGUAUAUUCGUGUUUCUUUCCAUCGUGUUAGUAGAGGACACUACUUUAAGCUAGUCGUGACUAACCGCAUCCUCAUUGCGUCACAGCUUUUAAAGUUGUGAUGGCGUCGUGGAUUGUUCCUGCAAUAAAAUCAUUUUUUUUUGCCACAAUUGCACAUACAAUUGGAGCUCUACAUUUACUGCUUAAAGUGUCCUAUAGAUGUAGGAGCACAAAGGUGAUGUAUACUGGUGACUUACAGAAUCUAUAUAUAUUUAUAGAAGAGUUAUUCAAAGUUUUUCAGCAGAUGGUGGCACUCGGCACCUUAAUUUUCCUUGAAAGAUUUGGAGUUGGUUAUCUUCUUCUUAGUGUAGGGAAAAAAUCAAGCUGGUGCCAUCGUUCGUCGAAGCGUAUGAAAGAUUGUUCGGACUUUAGAAGCGUUCUAUUUAUUCCUGUCGGUCUUUAUGGGAGUUUAUACCCAUAGGUCUGUGCUUUUUGUAUGUGACCGUGGUCUUAUAAGAGUUUUCUUCAGGGUUUUUUUUUUCCUUUUAAACCUUUUCCCUAGGGUUUUUUUUUCCUUCUUUUAAACAUUUCCCCAUUUUCUAUUCCUUUUUUUUUAAACUUGGAACAUUGAGGGUGAGUUCUUGCAAUGUGGCCUUUUUUUAUGAGGUGAUGUUUUGAGCCUGCUGUUUGUAUUUACUUCUUAUUUGUUUGCUUUUAUUUAACCUUCUGAACGGAGAACUGAAAUUGUCUUUCCCCAUGCUAUCAUCCCCUGCUUUUUUUUUUUGUUUCGUGAGUUUUGCUUAGAGUGGGCGUCUCCAUCAAGAACCUGAAAUUUAGCAGAUCUCUAAUUUUAAUCAAGACCACCCCAGACUUGCAAGGAUUCUACCUCAAGCUGUUCAGACAACGUCAAGUAAUACUAAUGCAAAACUAGAUUUGCUUGGUCUGUUCUGUCAUGCAGAGUUGCCUCGUGUGCAAUGAAGGAUGCGAAGCACUAGUCAGGACCUCUCGGAUGAUGCGUUUCCCAAAGCUUCUUGGGAAAAGAAAAAUCUGUCUGUUCCUGUGUAGGUUAUUUUAAAAAAACAACAACAACGUUGUGUUGAAAGACUUAAAAAUUAAAAAAAAAAAAAAAAGUGUCUUUGCUACCUUGUACAAAUGACCCCUAAGUUUGUAAAUAGUUGUAUAAAUAUUUCUAAACCUGUUUAAUUUUUCUAUGCACUUUUUUAUUUAUAAUGUUUUUGCUUAAUAAAGAUGUACAAUGUUUGAACAAA
Molecule: messenger RNA, 13988 nt
Organism: Pimephales promelas (fathead minnow)
Lineage: Eukaryota; Metazoa; Chordata; Actinopteri; Cypriniformes; Leuciscidae
Gene: kmt2bb
Product: lysine (K)-specific methyltransferase 2Bb
Biological process (GO): positive regulation of DNA-templated transcription
Cellular component (GO): nucleus; histone methyltransferase complex
Molecular function (GO): DNA binding; protein binding; zinc ion binding
Source: RefSeq, a predicted model, not a curated record